AUGAACACAGCUUCUGAUGGGUGGCACCAGCAGAUGGAGAACCUUAUUGGCAUGGCUCCUCCGCCGCCAGAAGAUCCAAAGGAGAGAGCUCCCGUUGGCGUACCUUUCGCUUGGAUUAGGCUUAACUUUGGACAAUGCCCGGAAGGGGCCAACAAGGACACUAUCAGGACGUACACCCGCGUGUACUUGUGGUACAUGAUUUCGAGGACUCUCUUUCCUGACAGUGGUGGGAAGCUGGCCCAUUGGUGUUGGCUCAAGGCGCUUACGGUGUUGGAGCACCGGUGGAGUUGGGAAACAUCGACACUUGCCUACCUCUACCGGCAGUUGGACGAAGCUUGUCGCAGGACUGGGAGCGGCGGUAUUGGUGGAUGCUUGCUCCUACUUUCCGUAUGGAGCUGGGACCGCCUAUCAGUUGGGCGGCCCAGGAUACUCAACGAGAGGCCAUGGCCUCAUCACCGGAACAACCUUGAUCGGGAGCCCACUUGGGCAUACCUCUGGGACAAUGUCUCCGAGAUGACGAGCGAUCCAAAGAACAUGUACAUGCACUACACUGAGGAGUUGGACACUCUUACCGCUGAGCAGGAGUGCCCACCUCAGUGGCAAGACACAGACCACGCGCUUCAUAGCAACUAUCUCCAAUGGUUUCAUCAAAGCACGCGUAUUGAGUUAGUGAAACCCGCGUAUGAUGACGACAUCUUGGACGACCCCAUCGAGUUCGAUGAGGUUGCACUGAAUGGGAGUGUUGGUAACAUAUGGACUUAG
This is a messenger RNA of Lolium rigidum, 762 nucleotides long. Its product is annotated as protein MAINTENANCE OF MERISTEMS-like. The record is from RefSeq and is a predicted model, not a curated record. The transcript is spliced from 5 exons. Gene Ontology annotation, biological process: meristem development; meristem maintenance. The coding region runs from base 1 to 762 and encodes 253 amino acids. NCBI's taxonomy places the organism in Eukaryota, Viridiplantae, Streptophyta, Magnoliopsida, Poales, Poaceae.